Molecule: messenger RNA, 663 nt
Organism: Acaulospora morrowiae
Lineage: Eukaryota; Fungi; Glomeromycota; Glomeromycetes; Diversisporales; Acaulosporaceae
Source: the annotation of a GenBank genome assembly
AUGGCUCGAUUCAAUGAAACCAUAACUGAAGAUACUCGCUCCACCUUAUCACUGCGAACCCCGCAAUAUUCUCAUCAUUUCAUCAACAAUGGAACCCGUUCAUCGUUAUCUCGCAUGGACUCUCAGGUUGCGGAAACAGUUCAACCUUCAUCCUCAUCUUCCGCUAGUGAUUCCACACCUCAAACUUCACCGAUGUCACGGAAUUUCCACGCUCGAAUGGAACGUUCCCAAAUUCAGGCCAAUCCCUUGCUAAAAUCUUUAUACGAUCAAGUGGAUGUUAUCCUUCACGAUCCAUCCAUCGUCAAAAACGACCGAGAUAUUAUUAAAAUUUUUCAUACUGUUAUGGCAGCCAUAGAAAAGAAUUUGGCGGACCCCGAAUCGUUGCUUUACAAGAGUCCGACUAACAAUAGGCUGGGUCAAUUAUUCGGACUGCCGGAAAAUGGAAAUGGAAUCAGUAUCACUCUAAAUUUGAUGAGACCUAAGAUCCAUGAGUCCAUGGAAACGGAGAGAACAUCGCAAUUGACAGAAUCACAAACUGCCCAAUCUCAGAAAUCUUCGACAUUGAUCGAAUACGGAGUUGGCGCGACAUCACAUUAUAGCAAAUUUCCGAGAAAUACGACGUGUCAAUCAGGAUCUCACGUUUACACUUCAUGCCAACAGUGA